AUAGUAGUUCCGCCUACAAAUCGGUUUAAAUCAUCCAGGAUAAGGCCAUGUCAGCGUACGAAAUUUGUUAUUAACAAUUAUUGUGACUUUAUUGAAACUGCGGACAAGUAGUUUGUAGAGACACAGACAAUGGCGCGUUUAAUUGUCAUCAUUGCCAUUACAUUUCUGUUCAUCGACAUUGUCGUCUCCAGACCGAGGCUUAAGAGAAACGAAGACAAUGAACCAAUAAAUCUCUUUGUUGAAAAACGAGACGAAGGCGAAAACAAUGGCAAUAAUGGCGAACAAUUGCAAGUUGCUGCCACUACUGAAGAAAAUAAUAUAGAUAAGCCGAUACGUUAUGAUGACGGCCCUUUAUACCCACGUGACUUCCGGGCUAGUGGCCAAGAAGAUGCACCUAGUACCGACGAUCCUGUGCGAUUAAAUGAUAUACCACUAUAUCCAAAUGAUAACCAGUUACAACAAGUAGAGCAAAACGAAAAUACUGACCAAAGAUAUAAUGAAACGUCAACACGGUUCGAUAAUGGUGGAUUGACCGCUGACCUUGAGCUAAAUAAGCCAGAAGAUCUACAGUUAGAUAUUGCGAAUAAAGACCCUAAUCAAGUUAGCGACGAAACGCGUUUCCAGAUAGAUAACGUCGGUUUAUACCCGAGUAACUUGCAAACGAAUGAAACGGACGGCAACAAAUUGAAUGAAAUAAACGAACAACCUAGUACCGACGCUCUGGUACGAUUUGACGAUGGACCACUGAACCAAAAUGAUAAUCAGUUACAGCAAUUAGACCAAAAAGAAAAUACUGACCCAAACUAUAAUGAAUCGCCGACACGGUUUGAUAAUGGUGGAUUAACUGCUGACCUGAAGCUAAACAGGCCAAACAAUCUAGAGUUAGAUAAUGAGAAUAAAGAUCUUAAUCAAGUUGAGGACGACACGCAUUCGCAGAUAGACAACGGUGGGUUGUAUCCAAGUAACUUGCAAACGAAUGAAAAAGACGACAACAAAUUGAAUGAAAUAAACGAACAACCUAGUACUGACGCUCCGGUGCGAUUUGACGAUGGACCACUGAACCAAAAUGAUAAUCAGUUACAGCAAGUAGACCAAAAAGAAAAUGCAGACCCAAACUAUAAUGAAACGCCAACACGGUUCGAUAAUGGAGGAUUGACUGCUGACCUUGAGCUAAAUAAGCCAGAAGAUCUAAAGUUAGAAAAUGAGAAUAAAGAUCUUAAUCAAGUUGGGGACGACACGGUAUCGCAGAUAGACAACGGUGGGUUGUAUCCAAGUAACUUGCAAACGAAUGAAACGGACGACAGACAAAUAAAUGAAACAACAGAACAACAAAGUACCGAUGCUCCUGUACGAUUUGAUGACGGACCACUAAAUCAAAACGAUAAUCAGUUACAGCAAGUAGAGCAAAACGAAAAUACUGACCCAAACUAUAAUGAAACGCCAGCAAGGUUCGAUAAUGGUGGAUUAUCUGUUGACCUUGAGCUAAACAGGCCAAACAAUCUAGAUUUAGAUAAUGAGAAUAAAAAUCUUAAUCAAGUUGGGGACGACACGCAUUCGCAGAUAGACAACGGUGGGUUGUAUCCAAGUAACUUGCAAACGAAUGAAACGGACGACAGUAAAUUAAAUGAAACAAAAGAAGAACCUAGUACCGACGCUUCUUUACGAUUUGAUGAAUUAAACGAAAAUGAUAAUGACGAAGAUGUUCAUUCCAGCAUCACUGACAUUUAUGGAGAUAACGUUGACAAGUCCCAAAAUGACGACAUUGAUUCAAAUGCUGAUAAUUUCAACGGGAUGCGAAUGAAAAGAUUUAUCAACCAAUUUGAGGAAGAUGAUUUGAAUGAUUUAGAUAUCGGUGACGAUAAAAAUAACGUUUUUACAGGAAAAUUCGAUACAAAUGCAGCCGAUCGCAAUGACGAAAGGAAUAACAGAAUGGACAGUGAUGUUGAUCCUAAUGCGAACGUAUCGGAUAAAGACGAUACCGAUGGUUUAAAGGCAGACGAUACGGAUAAUUUCAAUGAAAACGAUAUUGAUAAUCCUGACGAAGAAGAUAUCGACGAAGAUAAUAUCGAUAAGGAUGAUGUCAAUAAAGAUGAUAUCGAUGAAACUGAUACUGAUAAUAUCGAUAAGGAUGAUGUCAAUAAAGAUGAUAUUGAUGAAAUCGAUGAGGAUGAGGACGAUAUCGAUGAAGAUGAUAUUAAUGAAAAUGAUAUGAUAUAGAAUAGAGAUAAAGAAUAGCAACAAAAGCGCUGUUCCUUUG
Mytilus trossulus (common blue mussel) is the source of this 2257-nucleotide messenger RNA. Its product is annotated as protein PFC0760c-like. Lineage: Eukaryota; Metazoa; Mollusca; Bivalvia; Mytilida; Mytilidae. The coding region runs from base 130 to 2217 and encodes 695 amino acids. The transcript has 3 exons. The record is from RefSeq and is a predicted model, not a curated record.